Molecule: messenger RNA, 1848 nt
Organism: Seminavis robusta
Lineage: Eukaryota; Bacillariophyta; Bacillariophyceae; Naviculales; Naviculaceae
Source: the annotation of a GenBank genome assembly
CCUCACUUAGCAAGCCACAGAGGGCCGCCUCUUUCGCAACAAACAACGGCGGUUUUCGGAAGUUGCUGUUGUUUUUUCGAAGCUUCAUUCUUCUUUCUCGGGGUUGAAGCAAGCACAAGCGACAGCCCAUGACCCUCUCGCUAACGUUGUGGAGAUCCUUCCGAUACCACAUUGCUACCGUAUCCUCGUAGUUGUUGUUCGCCGCCUUACAUACUCCUCCACCAUGUCCCAAACCAACCGCAAGCGCACGUCGUCAUCCUCCAUCUCGUCUGCGGAUUUGACCAGUCCAGAAGAUAUGGAUCCUCCCCGGAAGAUGACGUUUUGGGAGCGAGGAUACAAGUCUCUCAAGUCCUUCAGAGAAAAGCAUGGCCACACCAAUGUUCCGUACCGCUACGAAGAAGACCGUACCUUGGGAACUUGGACCGCCCGUCAGCGCAAGCUCAAGGAUGAAUUGACGGACGAUCAACGAAGGCUUCUCGAAGAAAUUGGAUUUACAUGGCAAUCCACGCAAGAUCGGGCUUGGAUGGAAAAGUUUGAUCGUCUCAAGACGUACUUUGAAAAGGAAGGACACUCCUGCGUACCCACAAGCUACCCGGACGAUCCCGAAUUGGGCGAAUGGACUGCCAAGCAGCGCCAAAAGGAGACGCAGGGCCGCCUCUCCCAAGAACGUCGCGAAUUGCUGGAUAGCGUCAAGUUUGUCUACCGCAUCAACAAGUUUGUCAAACGCAAGUCCACAGCAAGAGAGGACAAGAAAUGGUGGGAACAACUGGAGCGAUUGAUUUUCUUCCUCUUGGAACAUGGGCAUACUCUGGUCCCAUUUCAGUACUUUGCGGACAAGUCACUUGGUCGCUGGGUCAACGAGCAGCGCUGUCAAAACAUGCGAGGACUGCUACGACAUGAUCGACGAGAUAUUCUGUCGGCGAUUGGAUUCGUGUGGAAGGUCAACUCGCGCAAAGGACAAUUGAUCCUGGAAGACGGAGCCGACGACAAUUCGCAAUGGGCCUACAACUUUCGACAGCUGGUCGAGUACAAGGAGAUGCAUGGAUCCUUUCCAGCCGCCGGAAUGGAUGCUCCUUUGAGCCUGUGGGCCGACGCGCAGCGAAGCAUCAUGGAAGAGGGUGACAUGGAAGAAAUGAGAGCCCAGCGCUUGGCCGCCAUUGGAUUUUGCCGUGAUGGGGAAGAUGAGAUUUGGGACACCAACUACGCCAAGCUGCAAGCUCAGGGAUACAAUAGCAUUUACACACUGGAAGAUUCCUGUUUGUCCCACUGGGUCAUUAUCCAGCGCUACCUGUACAAGAAGGGCCAACUCCACCAAGACAAGAAGAUGCAGUUGUUUGAUAUUCCUGGCUUUGUCUGGGAUUCUUCGCCCCUCAAUCUACCCAAGCCCGAGUCCAAGCAUGUCUUGAAAGAAAAGCAACGCCGCAACAGCAAUAGCAGCAACAACAACAAGGAGAACAAGAAGCCUUCCAAGGGAAAAAAGAAGGUUGUUGCCACGCCUUUGGAGGAGCAACGCCAAACAACUUCCACCAUCUCGGCGCCGGAGAACAAGAAACCAAUCAAGAAGCGAAUUCCCUACGUGGUAGCAUCUUCCACUCCAUCGAUAGCCACCUCGACCCCAGCCAACGAGAUUGAAGGCUUUUGUGGUCUCUUAGCCAUCGCUUCCAGCUUUCGGGCCAAAGAAAACAUUUAGACUGCAUUUAGUUGGUUGCCAAGCUUGGGCUUGAUUCUUGCGUUCCUAAUAUAUUGGUGAAUGCUGAGGGAUCAAAUCGCACAUCACAUACAAUGUCAUUAUGCUCUCCAAGUAGUCUAAGAUUAGAAUAUGCAUAGUAUCAAUGCUUACCAACAUUC